AUGAAAGACUUUUCAGCGCCCUCAGAGUGUCCUACUACACACGACGUACCGACUCUCGUACUAUCUCUGUUACUCUGCACAGGGCUCAUCAUAAGUUACCUGCCUCAGCAUCUGCGUAUUAUCACCACCAAAACAUCAGAAGGUUUCUCACCAUGGUACCUUCUCCUCGGAGCUACUUCAUCCGCUUCUGGAAUGCUCAACUUGCUUAUUGUUCAAUGGCCCUUGUUCAGGUGUUGUAGGGUCAUUAGCGCUGGCAGGUGUUUCGAAUCACUGCUCGGUUUCUAUCAAGUGACUUUACAGUGGUUUCUUUUCACCGUCAUAUUGGUAUUAUAUCUCGCUUACUUCCCUAAACAUCUCAAAUACCAACGAGUCAUGCCCCUCGAACCGGAUGUGAUAGAUCGAGACUACGGUGCGACAGGUACAAGCAGGUCAGAAGGCGCUGUAGCUCGCCCCAUAGUCACCGUAUCUACCACUCCUGAAUGGAGAUUGGCAGUCACUCUCGCUGUAGUCGUAUUCCUCCAUCUAUCACUUCUUUUCCUCUUAUCAAUCUCUCUCCUUCUCAUCCUUCCCUCCACUGUUCCCCCUCACCCAUUCCUAUCGUACCUAGCCACCUUCCUAGGUGUCUCAGGAACGGUCCUAGCGGUAUUACAAUACGCACCUCAGAUAUACCGUACAUACCAUUCAAAACUUGUCGGUGCACUGAGUUUGGGUACCAUGGCGAUUCAGGUACCUGGAAGUGUGUUGUUCGUGUUAAGUCUAGUAUUUAGACCUGGAACGAAUUGGACUAGUUGGUUGGCUUAUGCUGUUACCGGUGGGAUGCAGGGAGCAUUGUUGGUAAUCUGUCUGUUUUGGAAGAGAAGACAACGGGAACUUGGUAUUGAUGAUUUUGGUAAUCCUCUGGUCACUACUACCGCUCAUCAUAGCGAUGAGAGGCAACCUCUCGUUGGUGACGAUUAG
This is a messenger RNA of Kwoniella botswanensis, 957 nucleotides long. RefSeq lists its product as uncharacterized. Bases 1 to 957 code for a protein of 318 amino acids. Gene Ontology annotation, cellular component: membrane. The transcript is spliced from 8 exons. The record is from RefSeq and is a predicted model, not a curated record. Lineage: Eukaryota; Fungi; Basidiomycota; Tremellomycetes; Tremellales; Cryptococcaceae.